Oryzias melastigma (Indian medaka) is the source of this 2508-nucleotide messenger RNA. RefSeq names its product sterile alpha motif domain containing 8 (gene samd8a). Gene Ontology annotation, biological process: ceramide biosynthetic process. Gene Ontology annotation, cellular component: Golgi membrane; endoplasmic reticulum membrane. Gene Ontology annotation, molecular function: sphingomyelin synthase activity; ceramide cholinephosphotransferase activity; protein binding. The transcript has 6 exons. The record is from RefSeq and is a predicted model, not a curated record. The coding region runs from base 285 to 1511 and encodes 408 amino acids. Lineage: Eukaryota; Metazoa; Chordata; Actinopteri; Beloniformes; Adrianichthyidae.
UGACCGCUAGGUGUCAGCCUUGACCAUCCUUACAGAAGCGCGCGCGGCUUAGAUUUUUAUUUUCUCCGCGCGCCGCUACACUCGACAUUACCGCUUUAGCUUGAUAACAUGAAUGCUAGCCGUCACGAGCCUCAGGCGAAAUGCUUUUCAUCACGGUGGGGAUUUCGCAGCACACACCGCGGACACGGCUCCCUGUAACUCGAACGAGAUGGCUCUACGUUAGUAAACCGAGCAACUAAAAGACCUAGUCGUCUGUUUAAUCUCAGCCGGUGAAGAGGGGGGAAAUGACCCAGCUGAGUGUCCGCCGCUGGACGCCGAAACACGUUGCCAAGUGGUUGAGAGAAGAAGGCUUCUGCGACUAUGUGGAUCUACUGUGCAACAAGCACCGCCUGGACGGCACGAGCCUGCUCGCCCUCAGCGAGUAUGACCUCCGCUCGCCGCCCCUGGAGCUCAAGGUGCUGGGAGACAUCAAAAGGCUGAUGAUGUCCAUCCGCAAGCUUCAAAAACAGAACAUGGACCUGCUGGAAGAGCUCGGCGUUCCCUUCGAGGGGCUUUCUCCUUCAGGUUCUGGGGGCACCUUGGACUGGUUAUGCAACGGAGACUCGAACAGGGACUCUGACGGCACCGACACGGCGCCGGUGGGAGAGGAGUACCAGCAGUACACUAACGGCAAAUACAAGCAACAGAUGAGGCGCCUCGAUCCUGAGUACUGGAAGACGGUGCUGAGCUCGGUGUACGUGGUGUUUGUGUUCGGGUUCACGUCCUUCGUCAUGGUCAUAGUGCAUGAACGCGUGCCUGACAUGCGCACAUACCCUCCACUGCCAGAUAUUUUCCUCGACAGCGUUCCUCGAAUCCCCUGGGCUUUUGCCAUGGCUGAGGCGUGUGGGGUGAUCCUCUGUAACAUCUGGCUGCUGGUUCUGCUGCUGCACAGACACAGGUCCAUCCUUUUGCGGCGCUUGUGCAGCCUGAUGGGCACCGUGUUUAUGCUGCGUUGCAUCACCAUGUUUGUCACCUCACUGUCAGUGCCAGGACAGCACCUGCAGUGCUCUGGGAAGAUGUAUGGGGACAUGUGGGCCAAACUGCAGCGGGCUGUGGCCAUCUGGAGCGGCUUUGGGAUGACUCUGACCGGAGUGCACACGUGUGGCGACUACAUGUUCAGCGGCCACACUGUCGUUCUCACUAUGCUCAAUUUUUUUGUGACAGAAUACACUCCCCGGAGCUGGAACUUCAUUCACACCCUCUCCUGGGUCCUCAACCUUUUUGGUAUUUUCUUCAUCUUGGCCGCACACGAACACUACUCCAUCGACGUGUUCAUAGCCUUCUACAUCACUACCAGACUCUUUCUAUACUACCACACUCUGGCCAACACCCGCGCCUACCAGCAGAGCCGGCGGGCCCGCAUUUGGUUCCCUAUGUUCUCUUUCUUUGAGUGCAACGUCAACGGGCCUGUCCCCAACGAAUACUGCUGGCCCUUCUCCAGACCUGCUAUGAUGAGGAGGCUCAUCGGAUAGCAGGUUUUUUUUUUUUCAACUUUUUUUGAAGUUGCCAACUAUAUUCUGACUUGACAUCAAUCAUUUUUUAAAAUUUUAUCCGCAGAACUCUUCUACAACAGUCAUCAUGUUGCGAUCAGUAUUUUGUUACUUAUAAUUCAAAGGGAUUUUGUUUAAUGUAGCAGAAAUAGCAUUGUUGUCGUACCUUCUAACCUGGUCUUCAUAGUUGCCUAAAGUUUCAGAUGCUUUUAUGUCAUCAUUGACCUGCUGAUGCUCUAAAAUUCACUUCCUUAGAGAAAAAGCCACAUUUUCAAGUAUAAAUGUGUAUCAAGAUGUUUAGUAAAUAAUUUUCUUCGUUUUAAGAAUUCAUAUCUCAGAGUUUUUUUUUUGGUGUGUAGAUACUGUGUAGAAAAAUGCAUUCAGGAUGAGUUCAGUUUCAGCCAAAUACUUAAGAUGAAAGCUCUUUCUUUUCCAUCUGUCUUAAAUUCCAUUUGCCAAUUACCCAGAGUGUUCGGAUGAUUGCUUUUUGUUUUUUUUCCACAUUGGAUAUGUGUAUUUUUUCAAGUAAAAGAGAUGAUUUCCUCCUUUGUGAAUGAUCAGAAACAGAACAAAAAGGAGCUUUCCCUUCUUCUAAUAUCGUGACAUAAAUCUGCACUAAGCUGAUCUUUAAAUUUGUACGUAUUUUGUUUGUAUUUAUUUUCUUUUAUAGAUGUCAACAGUUAUUUUUGUAUUCCCCUAUACAGUACAGAGUUAUGGCAACAUGCACAUGGAGAAAAAAAUGUUUACAGUUGCUCUAAACUAUGUAUUUGCAAAAUACUGUGAUGUGCUAUUUGAUGUUGUUGAUUUGAAAUCGUGAAAGGAGCCGUCAGUUUGGUCGUUGCGGCAUAUUGGAGACCUCUUUGUUUCUAAAAGAAAUUAAAAGGUGGAUAUUUUUCUUUUGUUAAGACGGGAGGUGUUUUAUGCUGCCAGUUCUUGUUUCUUGUCAGACAUUUUCAUCAUUAAAAAGCUGGAAAAGCAA